CGUCAGCGUCGCGCGCCGUAGAGGCGCGCGGUGCUGAGCCGCGUGCGGGUCGCCGCCAUGACUUCCGCGCUGGAGAACUACAUCAACCGUACUGUUGCAGUAAUUACUUCUGAUGGAAGAAUGAUUGUGGGAACACUCAAAGGUUUUGAUCAGACCAUUAACUUGAUUUUGGAUGAAAGCCAUGAACGAGUGUUCAGUUCUUCACAAGGAGUUGAGCAAGUAGUGCUGGGAUUAUACAUUGUAAGAGGUGAUAAUGUUGCUGUCAUUGGUGAAAUUGAUGAAGAGACGGAUUCAGCUCUUGACUUGGGGAAUAUUCGAGCAGAACCCCUCAACUCAGUUGUGCACUGAAAAGAUGAAAAUGCACAGGGACUUUGUAAAUCUUUGGUUGUACAGACCUAUUUAACAACGUGGACAGUUUUUACAAAUUGUGUUUAAUUUGUUUAGACACCAAUUUUUUAUUAUGAAUAUGUUGUAGUUUUGCAUGUAAAUUAAAGUUUCUACAUUUUACUAAA
Molecule: messenger RNA, 512 nt
Organism: Chiroxiphia lanceolata (lance-tailed manakin)
Lineage: Eukaryota; Metazoa; Chordata; Aves; Passeriformes; Pipridae
Gene: LSM8
Product: LSM8 homolog, U6 small nuclear RNA associated
Exons: 4
Coding region: 58-348 (96 amino acids)
Biological process (GO): mRNA splicing, via spliceosome
Cellular component (GO): U4/U6 x U5 tri-snRNP complex; precatalytic spliceosome; U6 snRNP
Molecular function (GO): RNA binding
Source: RefSeq, a predicted model, not a curated record